Messenger RNA from Daktulosphaira vitifoliae (grape phylloxera), 1945 nucleotides. Its product is annotated as kinesin-like protein KIF6. Gene Ontology annotation, biological process: microtubule-based movement. The record is from RefSeq and is a predicted model, not a curated record. The coding region runs from base 108 to 1880 and encodes 590 amino acids. NCBI's taxonomy places the organism in Eukaryota, Metazoa, Arthropoda, Insecta, Hemiptera, Phylloxeridae. The transcript has 11 exons. Gene Ontology annotation, cellular component: microtubule; kinesin complex. Gene Ontology annotation, molecular function: microtubule motor activity; ATP binding; microtubule binding.
AAUUAUUCUCAACGAUACGUCGAGAUCGCAAAUAGUAUCUAGUAUUAUACUCAAAAAUUGAAAAUUGUGUGCUCGUUGAAUGGUGAAAAUCCAUCAAAAAAUGCACGAUGUCAUUACCUAUCAUUUGGUUUAUUGAAGGUUACAAUGGCACAAUUUUUACUUAUGGACAAACCGGUAGUGGCAAAACUCAUACAAUAUGUGGUACAACAAGUAAAGAAGGUAAAGGAAUCAUUCCGAGAUCAUUCGAACUCAUAUUCAGUACAAUGGAUAACAAAAUAAAAAAGGAUAAAAUAGAUUAUGAAGUAAAAUUUUCAUAUAUUGAGAUUUAUAAUGAAGUUGGCUACGAUUUAUUAAAUUUAAAAAGAAGUGUACAGAAUUUUAAUAUUGAUGAAAUGAGUGAUGAUCAGGAUAGUGUAAAUUCAGACCAACCCACAAACAAAGUAACGUAUUUAUUCGACAAAAAUGGGCGAGUUGUACUUCAAAAUUUGACCUGCCAUCAAGUAAAUAAUAUUAAUGACGCAUUGGAUUUAAUUAACGAAGGUGAUUUAAGAAGAAGAAUAUCUCCAACUCCAAUGAAUAUUCAAUCAAGUAGGUCGCAUUGUAUAUGUAUCAUUCAUUUAGUUCAAAAAAGCAAAUAUACAAGUCGAGUUUUUAAAUCAAAACUCAAUUUAGUUGAUUUAGCUGGUUCUGAGCGAAUAUGGAGAUCCCAAGUAGAAAAACAAACGCUUUCGGAAGCUCGUUACAUUAAUUUAUCGUUACAUUAUCUGGAACAUGUAAUUGUAACUUUAUCGAAUUCAGUAAAUAAAGUUCAUGUACCUUAUAGAAAUUCAAUGAUGACAUCAUUGCUCAAAGGAUCGCUAGGUGGAAACUGUGUUACUGCGAUGAUAGCUAAUAUUGUGCUGAAUAAUAAUUGUAUUUUAGAAUCAAUAUCCACGUGUCGAUUUGCUCAGAGAGUAGCUAUUGUUGAAAACAGAGUAAAAGAAAAUUGGUACUUAGAUCCACAACAAGAGCUUGUUUUACUCAGAAAUCAACUUGCUUUGACGAGAACACGUGAAAACGAAGACCUAUUGUUGGACGAAAACGAAAUUGAGGAGUGUAAAGAUACUGUAUUAAGAUUUUUGAAUGAUGAAAAUUCAAAAAUUAUUAUGCCACGGAAACGUAACCAAAUAAAAUAUUGUUUUGAACUGAUGAAAAACGCCAUUAAAGCCAAAAAAGAAACUAUAUCAGAAAAUAAGCGAACAAAUACAGAUGAAAAUUUUACAAAUUUAGAUCCAGUUUCUUUACUUACGAGUUUAAAUUGUAAAAUGAAUUUAAAGGAUACAAAAAUAACUAUGCUUAUUCAUAAUCAUCAAACAAUGAAAAUCAAGUUUGCUGCUAGUACAGAUGAAAAGUUCAUUAAAAAAAUUAGAAAAUUAAAAUGGGAUGCUUAUGAAGAUUUAGAUACUUUAAAAAAAAUAAGUGAAGACAUGCACAAAGAAGGUAUGGAAAUGGGUGGUGGUGAUUUUUUGGUAUCAGAUUCAGUGUCAACUUUAAGGUGUGGUGAAUUACCCCAGUUUGAUGUACCAAAAUCUAUCUGUAAUAAUAACUUGGCAAUAAGUUCUACAAUUAAUUUAAAAAAUGCAUCAACUAAUACUACAAAAGUUUUUAAAAGAACAUGUGAUAAUUUUGUUCACAUAGUACCAUGUUUUCAACAUCAGACUUAUAAAAAAUUUACUUCUCUUACUGACGAAUUACACCAAAUUUCUAACUGUGGUGAAAAUGAAGUAAACGAUUUAACUGUUGUUGCAUUUGAUGGACCAUCGUACAUAGACAAUAGUAAUUAUCGAUUUCUAAAUAGAGAUACAUUAGAAGAUGAUGAAAUUAAUAAAGAUUUUAGUUAAUAAUAUUUAAAAACCCAAAUUAUUACAUUUUCGUUAUUUUUUAAUCGCUUUUUAUUUAACUAUUA